This is a messenger RNA of Blastomyces gilchristii SLH14081, 4601 nucleotides long. Its product is annotated as potassium ion transporter. Bases 1444 to 4065 code for a protein of 873 amino acids. NCBI's taxonomy places the organism in Eukaryota, Fungi, Ascomycota, Eurotiomycetes, Onygenales, Ajellomycetaceae. Gene Ontology annotation, molecular function: high-affinity potassium ion transmembrane transporter activity. Gene Ontology annotation, biological process: intracellular potassium ion homeostasis; potassium ion import across plasma membrane. The record is from RefSeq and is a predicted model, not a curated record. The transcript has 5 exons. Gene Ontology annotation, cellular component: plasma membrane.
UUUUCAUAUACCUGUAUCAUAAUGAUCUGUAUAUCGCCGGUGCUUGAAGAUGAGAGAGACUUUACUUCCUUCUAUUGCUUCUUCAUUGACUCUUCAACUUCAGAACAGUGGAGCCGUGUCCCUCAUACGCGAUUCAUUUUUCUCGGCUCAGAUAAAUUGACAAAAAGGAAUCCUCUCUAGCUCUUUUCCUUCCUGGAUACUUACAUGCUGCUUCAAUUUACGGCCCGUCCAGAGCCCUUUGCUGAAAUGAUAUAGCGUCCUAUCAGGAUCAGAAAUCGGGGCAUGAGUUUGAAGAAUAAUUCCUCUAACAGAGGAGACACCUCAUUUAUCGACAUAGUGGUUGAAGAUAGCACCUCAUGUUCCCUGUCAAUAUGCUGCUCAUUCUGUCCUGAAAAGGACUUCCCCCCCCCCCCCAAAUUGUCAAGAUCGCCUCAAGCUAACAUGGCCAGACACUGAUCUUCCAUUAGCUUAAAAAAGUUCCCCUGCAGAGAUGGCAUUUGCCCAACAAACAACCUCCAAUCAAAAGCCCACAGAAUUCUCGCCCGCCCUGAGAUGCCGUCAUUCAAGUGUCAUCGUCAUCUGUUCCAAGUCUCGCCCUGGAGAUUCGCCUGGAUGAGCGACCAGCUGUAUCUUUAGCUACUGAAUCCCCCCGACCACCUCCUUAGGGGGCUGUGGUUGUUGAAACUGCUUGUGCACUGUGGAAGAAAAAGCUAGACCAGACGGUUGAUAUUGUGAAAACCUGCGUGCAACGAGGGCAAGCGAUUGUCUCUCAGGAUCACAAAUUACACGAGAAAGACGGUGUGCUCGCAAAGAGUAAAGACGUCUAAAGAUGAAUAAAGCGUUGGAGGAGUAAACAGUGGCCUCCUAAGCACAGUACCAAAGCAUUAUCCAUACGGAAAGCAGGCUCGUUAUGGCACCUCGCCACAUCGCGGCUGAGCCGCCAGGGAGUGUAAAUCUUAUUGCCACGAUUGAAGCAUGUGGCCACUCACUUCCGCUCUUCCAGCCACCAGCCACCAUCCAGUCUCAACUUCCCUCGAUUCCUCGUUCUCUCUCCAUCCUCUUGGCAACUCUCCGUAUGCUCAGCAUCAAUUCUUCUCUAUCAACCUACUAGCAAUUAACAAUUGCCUGAGGGGCCUCUUGCGUUCACGAUACACUUCCGUAAUGUCUUUUUUUCCAUGCGCUCGAGUUGACGUGCUUGCUGGCUUGGGCACGAAGGUCUCCAUUACGACGCCUGUGGGAUAGUAUACAACUGCAUUCUGUGAUCUGCUAACUGCUAUCUCCAGUUAGCUGAUCUGCGGAUACGACUUUUUGGUUUGUCUGGCCCUUUUCCGUGGGAGCCUGUUUCCAGAUCGCGGAUUAUAGCUACUGUCUCCCAGCAGAGUUUGUUGCUUUACGUGAAUCCCAGCAGUCCGGCUCUCCCCGUGAUUCCAUCUUCAAAGCACCAUGACGUUCCGUUCUGGUCUUGCAAAGGUGAGGCGGGCUUAUUGGAGCUUGCUUGAGGGCUUCAUGGAUGCUAUCCAGGUUCUGGACUCAAUCAGGAGCCGAAUACCCGUGAUUUCCAGUAUCCGAAUUAAUUUUUUGUCCCUCCAUUACGCCUACAUUAUCGUCUGUGCCCUCGCUUGCUCCAUCGUCAUCUAUCCGAAUGGGAACAUGAGAUAUAUCGAUGCGCUGCUGUUCGGUACAGGUUCUGCCACCCAGAGUGGUCUCAACCCCAUCGACCUCAAUCUCCUGUUCACCUACCAACAGGUCGGGUUAUGGUUCGUUUCCAUGAUCACCAAUCCCAUCGUCAUUCAUUCAUUCGUUGUUUUUAUGCGGCUCUUUUGGUUCGAAAGGCGCUUUCAACAUGUCGUUCGUGAGGCCAAAACCCUGCGACGUAUUAAGACAAGGCAAAGGACUAUGACUCGUGACGCUUGGGGCCGGGAAGGAGUGGAGACUGGACCCAAUCAAGAUCGAGAAGGGGUGGGGGUGCGUGGAAAGCGGAUAGUCCUUGUAAGAGAUAGUGACACUGGACAAGCUCAGGGUGGUUCGGCGGUUCCUGAUGUUAUGAAGAAGUCAGACCCGGAAUCCACCUCUGACAGUGACAAGUCACCCAAAUCGACAACUGGUGGCAGAUCCAGCUCUCAGAUGGAGGAUCAAACUGAGAGAGAAGAGCGAGGUGAACUGGCUAAUACGAGUGAAUCUCCUGUUGCGGAUGACAAUGAUAGGAGUGUAGAGUUCAGAACACCUCAAUAUUUGAGCCCGGAGCAUCAUAUUGCGUUCCUAGAACACCAGCGGAGACAGACUGGGGCAUUGCGUAUUCCAAGCCCGCGAGAGUAUGACAGAGGCAGGGUCCCACAAACGGUGGACAAUACAGAUGGCGGAGAUUUGACCCGAGCACAGACAUCGCAAUCGGAGCGGCCUCUUCAAUCAUCUCCUUUUUCGCCUUUUACUCCACCUUCCCGAGGACGCCGUAUCACCAUUGAUGAGCCUAAUGCUGUCCGGAUGCGUUCGCGGACCAGAACGUUUCCUCGAACUAAUUCUCGUCGUGGGCGAAGCCAAGGGGCCAGCGAACCGGAUACAGAUUAUGCCCCAUCAGAGAGAACGAGAAAGGGAACGUUGUCGAGCCUUUUUCGGUCUACAUCAGCGCAAGGAGCCGACGUUGAUUCUAGCCCCUAUCUUAGUUGGCAACCGACAAUUGGCCGGAAUUCUGCGUUCGUGGACCUUACCGAGGAGCAAAGGAAUGAGCUAGGGGGAAUUGAAUACAGGGCCCUGAAAGCUCUAGCGGUAGUGCUGAUUUGUUAUUUCUUCCUCUUCCAUCUAUUAGGCAUUAUAUGCUUGGUACCAUGGAUUCUGAAAACAGAAAGAUUCGGUAAUGUUGUUAGAGCUGCAGGGGUAGGCCGGCCGUGGUGGGCCAUUUUCACCUCUGGCUCCAGUUUCAACGACCAAGGAUUCGCACUCACCCCAAACUCGAUGAUACCGUUCUAUGAUGCAGUGUUUCCUCUUCUUUUACUGACCUUCCUUAUUAUCAUCGGAAAUACUGGAUUUCCUUGCAUGCUGCGAUUUAUAAUCUGGGUGCUUUCCCUCCUUGUUCCCACUGGCAGCCCUGCUUGGGAAGAACUGCGGUUUUUAUUAGACCAUCCGAGAAGAUGCUUCACGCUUUUGUUUCCCCGGGCAGCUACGUGGUGGCUAUUCGGAGUGCUUGUGAUCCUUAAUGGGGUAGAUGUGAUAUUUUUUAUUAUCUUAGAUUUGAGUGACCCGGAUAUCACCAGGAUUCCUGGUGGAAUACGCUUUGUAGAUGGUUUAUUCCAAGCGGCCGCGACGCGGACCGCUGGUUUAGCGGUUGUCAAUCUGUCCGAAAUCCAUCCUGCGGUUCAAGUUUCCUACAUGAUUAUGAUGUAUAUUUCCGUGUUCCCUAUUGCCAUUUCGGUCCGUCGGACAAAUGUUUACGAGGAAGGCAGUCUGGGGAUAUAUUCCUAUCCUGAUGAAGAUGAAGAUGAAACGUUGGGGUCGAAGAAAAUCAACUAUGUGGGGGCCCAUCUUCGAAGACAGCUCAGCUUCGACCUGUGGUACAUCUUCCUUGGAUUGUUCAUCAUUGCCAUCGUCGAAGGCAAUAGGCUGGACGACACGGGCGAGAACGGUUUCACCCUGUUCGCCGUCAUGUUUGAGAUCAUCUCAGCCUACGGAACCGUGGGUCUGUCGCUUGGUUUCCCAAACACCAACACCUCUCUCUGCGCACAGUUCAAGCCCUUAUCGAAACUCAUUAUUAUCGCCAUGGAGAUUCGCGGCCGCCAUCGUGGCUUGCCUUACGAACUCGACCGUGCGAUUAUGUUACCGUCUGAAUCCCUCAACCGGAAGGAACUCCUAGACGCCAACAAACGGGUGAGGCGUAGUGGAUCCGCGGCCAGCACGUUUUCAGGGGUUAUUGGGCAGCAGCCACUACCAAACCCGCUACAGCAGGAGUCUGGAUCUUCAAGUGCAUAUCAGCGAGACGGGCCUGCUAGCCCACGGUCGUUAGAGCUAACGAAUCGACCCACCGGAGCGGCAAGUAAUAGGCCUCCUUUAGAGACACAUCAUGAGGAUGUUUAGCUCUGGUAAUUAGCAGUGUAGGUGUUUUCUCCAGUCUUCAGGAGAGUAACCCUAAUCAUUUAUCAUCAGCACUUGAUGAGACUCCAUAGGUAUUUCAUAACUGCAUUUUUUUCUUCUUGUUUGUUUGUUUUCGGCGAUUUAGCGAGCGAUCAUUGUACGGUACUGUAUUUCCCUUCUAAUUGGCACUUGUAGUGUAUUCGGUUUUGGGAGGUUUGUGUCUCUUUCCUUUCCGGUAGCGAACACUUAUUGUGUCGUGUUAAUGGGAUGUAUGUAUGUACAUGUAAUGUACAGACAUAGUAGGGAUGGAUAUGGGGAAUCCUUCCCAUAUUAUUUAUUAUAUACAUUAUUCCCAAUCCCGAGUCAAAUUAAUCUUCAAAUUCGGAGGAAGACAUGGGGAACAACGUUCCUUGUUCUCAAAAUACCCCCUUCUGCCUCAAGGAGCACUCUCGCUGCUCCAAGCGAUUGGAAGGUGGUUAUUUAUUAUUCAAUUCAAUCAUCUUCUAGGCAUUCGGCAUGGCAAUCAAAAACUAAGUUAA